AUGUCUUUCGUCGUUCGCCCAACGCCGCUGCCGGGCACAGAGCCUUUAGUAGACGAGAGGGAGGCGCUGCGCUCUUCGGGGCCUCGCAGUUACGAUGCAAUCGUCAGAGCGAAUAUCCAAACCAUCCGAAGCAACUUGCAGAGCAUCGAGGCAAACCUGCGGAAUCUAAACCGCAACUUCAUAUCUCGCCGAAUUGUGGAGUCUUUGCAUGACAAGCUGAAGCAAACUUUCGAUGUCAUUUUGCAAACCGAAACCGCCUUCAAAUCAUGGCUGCAGGAGCAGCAGCAAACCGCCGAAGCAGAAAUUGACUCCAUAGAAAAGCAAAGAGACAAAUUUCUUUUCGAAAAGCUCUUUGCGCAUUUUCAAGCAGAAAUUCGAAGGGUCCAGGACUUGUCUGACCAAGUCCGGCUUGCUGCAGAGCGCACAAACAACCCAGCAGCAGCAGCAGCAGCAGCAGCAGCAGCAGCAGCAGCAGCAGCAGAUGGCGAGGAGGCCCGCCCUUUGAGUUACGGGGAAAGCUCCAAAGUCAUUCUGGACAUGGAAAAUGCCGGCGCCUACGGCGGCGACGAGACGGACAAUUUGUUCAUCACAGAAGACUGCAGAGAUAUCGCGUAA
Eimeria necatrix is the source of this 615-nucleotide messenger RNA. Its product is annotated as SNARE domain-containing protein, putative. The coding region runs from base 1 to 615 and encodes 204 amino acids. The record is from RefSeq and is a predicted model, not a curated record. The transcript has 6 exons. NCBI's taxonomy places the organism in Eukaryota, Apicomplexa, Conoidasida, Eucoccidiorida, Eimeriidae.